UAGUGGUAGAAAGAAUUUUUCAAAUAUGGCUUAUUCUUAUUUUAACUUGACAUAAUUAGCCAAUUUCUUUGUGCGAUUACUUAAAUCCGUUGGAUAGGUCUUCAUUGCUAUCUCGUAUUCCUCUCACCAGUCACCAGUCUCACUUUAUUAUCUCACAGAAGACCGUGCCUCACGAUUGGUCAAUAACCAAUAUACUUCAAAAAAGGAGCAAUUUUAUUAUAUUUGUGUCAAUAAUAUAUCUAAUGUUAAAUGUGUUGAAAAGGUACAUUAUGUAAAAAUAUGUCUUAAUAACAGUGUGAUAAUUAUUUAUUUAUCGUGUGACGUAUUGUUAGACAAUAGUGCCAACUUCUAACCUAAAGCAAUCUAAAGGAGCAUGCUCCAAACAAGGGUCUUUAUAUAAAACAUAUUGCAUUUUAUAUAAUGGAUGUGUUAGAACCAGAAUUAAUUUGGGUUAAUGGACGCUGCUAUAGAUUUUACGAAAAUACUGCCUGGAAAAACAUUCAUACAUCAGCUCCAUAUAUGGAGGAUAAAGAAUCAAUUUGUUCAAAUGAGGAAUCUGAAACUGAUAUAGAAAUAAUUCCUCAUGAUACAUUGUUUAAGCAUACUUUUUGUGUACCCAAAAUUUUUUACUCACACAUAAUUGGUACAAAAGGUUUAACACGCAAGAAAUUAGAACAUGACACAAGAACAACUAUUGAUAUACCAAAAAAAGGAAAAGAUGGAAACAUUGUUAUUACUGCACGGGAACGUAAAGCUAUAAUAUCUGCAAGACAUAGAAUUGAUUUACUAAUAGAAGCCUCAAAGAAAAAGAUACAUUAUACACACUUUUUGUCAAUCCCAUUAAAUAAAAAAGAGAUAAUUGAUAAAUAUAUUUCUUUCAAGAAUGAUAUAUUGGAGAAGUAUAACAAAACUACACACAAUAUUGAUGAAUCACUUUUUCAAAAUCCAUCUAAGUUACACCUUACUAUUGGCAUGCUUAAAUUAUUUGAUGAUAAUGAGAAAAAGUAUGCUAUUGAUGCUCUCACAAAUUGUAAAGAAAAUAUUAUAGAUCCUGUUCUUGAAGAAACGGGGUCAAUAAAUAUACAGUUACAAGGAGUUGCAUGUAUGAAUGAUGAUCCUACUAAUGUUAAAGUUUUAUUUGCACAAAUUGCAUCUAACGAAAAAUUGCAAGAACUCGUUGAUAAAGUUGCUGAAUACUUUAUUGACAUAGGUUUAAUGGAGAAAGAAUACGAAAAAAUAAAAUUGCAUGCCACUCUAAUGAAUACAACAUUUAAAGAUGAUUAUUCAGCAAGAUUUAAGGAAAGAUAUGACGCAAAUGAAAUAUUAAAAGUAUAUAAGAAUACACUGUUUGGAAAAACAAUAUUAAAUCAGAUUGACAUAUCUGAACUUCAUACUACUACCAAAGACAAUUAUUAUAAAUCAAUAGGUAGCAUUACUUUUUAAAUACAGGGAUAUGUGCUAUAUAAUUGUAGCAAUGAUCUCUUUUUAUUUAAAAAAAAAAGUAAGUUAGAGAAAAAUCUAUUAUGCACGCGCGCACGCACACA
Molecule: messenger RNA, 1544 nt
Organism: Acromyrmex echinatior (Panamanian leafcutter ant)
Lineage: Eukaryota; Metazoa; Arthropoda; Insecta; Hymenoptera; Formicidae
Product: activating signal cointegrator 1 complex subunit 1
Biological process (GO): regulation of DNA-templated transcription; DNA alkylation repair
Cellular component (GO): nucleus
Molecular function (GO): RNA binding
Source: RefSeq, a predicted model, not a curated record